AUCAACAGGAAUAAUGGAAUUAAUAAACGCACAGACACUUGGCUUCAUAAUUGCCUUUCUUGUCGCUUUAGUCGCAUUGGUCAUGGCAUUGUCAAAACGAUUCCCAAUAGAGAAAAUAAUACCUUCGACUCCAAAGAGGAAAGUACCUGUACGGUAUGAUGAUCAUGAUCAACCGUCGAUUCGUAAUCGGCGGCUAACGCUCACAGAGCAGAGGUCACCUGAUAGGGAAAAUUUACUAAGGAUGGCUUCAAUGCAACCUUUAGUGAGUUCAUCACCGCCUAUAUCACCUACAUCUACGACAAGAGCAAGACCGUCUUCACCCACUCCAAGGGCAUCUACACAUCCGGAUAGGCCAUCUUCAUCCACUCCGGCUGAGCUAUCUACAACAACCACGUCAAGAGCAUCUACACCUCCGGCUAGGCCAUCUACAGCCACGCUUAUGGCACAUACACCUCCGGCUAGGCCAUCUACACCAACUCCAAGGGCACUUACGCCUACAGCUAGUCCAUCUUCAUCCACAACAAAGGCAUCUUCACUUCCGGGUAGACCAUCUACAUCCACACCAUCUCCGGCAAGACCAUCUUCGCCCACUCCAAGGGCAACUUCACCUACGACUAGACAACCUUCACACACGCUUAUUGCACCUACAUUUACGGUUGAGGCACAUACACCCACGCCAAGGGCACCUUCACCUCCGGCUAGGCCAUCUUCACCCACUUCAAGGGUACCUACACAUGCAGCUAGUCCUUCUACAGCCACAACAAGGCCAUCUACACCUCCGGGUAUACCGUCUACAUUCAUGCAAAGGGCACAUACACCUCCAGCAAGGCCAUCUUCACCUACUCAAAGGGCACCUACACCUCCGACUAGUUCACCUACAUCCACGGUAAAGGCACCUACACCUCCGACAAGAGAACCUUCACACACUCUUAUUGCCCAUACAUCUACUGUUGGUGCACCUACACCCACUCCAAGGGCACCUACACCUCAAGCUAGUCCAUCUACAUCCACAUCAAGGGCACCCACACCUCCGGGUAGACCAUUAACAUCCCCGCCAAGGGCACAUACAACUCCGGCUAGGCCAUCUUCAUCCAAGUUAAAAGCACCUUCCCCUCCGGCUGGACAAUCACCAACGCUUAUUGCGCCUACAUCUCCGGUUGGGGCACCUUUAUCUGCACCAAGGGCACCUACACCUCCAGCUAGUCUAUUUUCACCAAAGCCAACAGUUGCUUUACCUCCAACUACGGCACCUUCACCACGGCAUGUGACUACCACGCCAAGGGGACCUACAGCUACGGCUUGUCCAUCUUUACCAAUGCCAACAAAUGCUAUACUUUCGGCUACACCUCUGGGUAGACCAUCUUCAUCCCCGCCAAGGGCACAAACAAUUUCGGCUGAGCAAUCUUCACCCACGUUAAACUCACCUUCCCUUCCGGCUACGCAAUCUUCACAAACGCUCAUUGCACCUAUAUCUCCGGUUGGAGCACCUAUAUCCACGCCAAGGGCACCUACAUCUCCGGGUAGUCUUUACUCACCAACGCAAAUAGUUGUUAUACCUCCGGCUACGGCACCUACACCAGCGGCUGUGACACUCACGCCAAGAGCAUCUACACCUCCGGCUAGUCUAUAUUCAUCAACGCCAACAGUUGCUUUACCUCCGGCUACGACACUUACACAAGCGCAUGUGACACCCACGCCAAGAGAACCUUUAUCUCCGGCUAGUCCAUCUUUACCAACGCCAACAGUUCUUUACAAACGACAACCUCCCGCUACGGCACCUACACCAUCGCCUGUGACACUCACGCCAAGAGCAUCUACACCAACACAAAUAGUUGCUAUACCUCCGGCUACGGCACCUACACUAGCGCCUGUGACACCCAUGCCAAUGGCACAUACACCACCGACUAGCCCAACUUUACCAACGCUAAUUGCACCUACAUCUCCGGUUGGAUCACCUAUAUCCAACCCAAGGGCACCUACACCUCCGGCUAGUCUUUAUUCAUCAACGCCAACAGUUUCUUUACCUCCGGCUACGGCACCUUCACCACCGCCUGUGACACUCACGCCAAGAGCACUUACACCUCCGGCUAGUCCAUAUUCACCAACGCCAACAGUUGCUUUACCUCCGGCUACAGCACCUUCACCACCGCCUGUGACACUCACGCCAAGAGCAUCUACACCUCCGGGUAGUCUAUAUUCACCAACGCCAACAGUUGCUAUACCUCCGGCUACGGCACCUACACCACCGCCUGUGACACCCACGUCAAGGGCACCUACACCUCCGGCUAGUCAUUCUUUACCAACGCCAACAGUUCUUUACCAACGCCAACCUCCCGCUACGGCACCUACACCAGCGCCUGUGACACCCACGCCGAGGGCACCUACACCUCCGGCUAGUCAAUCUUUACCAACCCCAACAGUUCUUUACAAACGCAAACCUCCCGCUACGGCAAAUACACUACCGCCUGUAACACCGAUACAUCAACAAGCGGAUAUGGCAGAGCAACUGACAAGGGACCAAGAUCCCGUGAUUGCACACGGGACACAUUUGAAGAACAACAAAUACCGUCAGUGGGUAAAGGCAGGCCUAGGCUUAGGUUAUCUAAAAGAGGGAUUAGUACAAUUUUGUGCUGAUAUAGGAGAACAGCAGCACAAAGAUAUCAUAAACCAAAUUCAAGCAACAAAGACUCCGAAACCAAAUGUACCAUGUGGCGUCUGUCAGAUAACAACCCUUCAGCCAGACCACUUACAAAUAUCAAAAGGAAAAUGCCCCUUUAAUCAAGAUAAAUGUAACUGUUGCUAUCCAAAACAGAAGAACCCCUGUCCAAACAACGUAUGUGGUGCCAUCUAUGACAACAUUCUACAGAAUCAUGCAUCACAUCCACCGGCACCUUUUUGGAAAAACAGCGAUGCCCGUCAUUGGUCCGUUGACCCAUGGAGCAUUUGCAAAUGUUUUAUAAAUGCUCCUGGGUACAAUGACAAGACAUCAGCAGACAAUACGGACUGUGCAGGGUUACUUCAUGUUAUCAUAAAUAACAAAUAUUUUCAUAAUCAUAUUGGAUGCAAUGUUACAGUGCAUAACAAUCUCUUUUCAAAGGUAAGACAGUAUAGAAAUAAGAUUUUCCACUCAAGCAGUAUGGAGUUAGAGGAAAGAGUGGCAAACUCUUAUAUAGAUGAUAUGAUAGCAGUUCUACAAGAUGGUAAGGAACUUGUUCAUCAUCAUGCUGCACAACAAGCUUUGGGGAAACUCCAAGAUUUGAAGAAAGAAGACUUUAUAAUUACUACUGAAAGCUUUGAAGAAAUUCUGACGCAAAUCAAAGAAGAAAUGACAAAAGUUCUUAAAUCAACAGAGGAUGCUGCAACAAAAAAAGAUUAUGAUGAGCUUGAAAAAAAAUUUACUGACCUUGAAACACAGGUUAACAAAGGAAAAGAGGAGAUAAAAAGAUUCAAUGUAGAAGAUUCUCUUCAACAAAAACUGAUAGAAUAUGAAACAGCUAAAUCAGGGCUAAAAGAGGGCUUGGUUCAAUUCUACAAAACAAGACACAGUCAAAUUUUCCUGUCGCCUCUUUUUGAUGAGAAAGACACUCCGUUGUCCUCUUUCUAUAUCAGGCCGGAAUUAAGCUCAAAUGUCUCAACACAGACGGGUAAUGUUGAAAAGAUACUGUCGUUAUCGGAAAUUUUUAAAACUGGAAAUCAAGAAAUAUGUGUACUCGCUGAUGCAGGGCUGGGAAAAACUGCCUUUUCAAAAUAUUUGGCUACCGUUUGGUGUCAAGCUCACAAACCAGACGAAAACAUGAAAGAAGAAUUGUCAAAGGAUGAUAUAGACUGUAUGCAAGAAUUUGAUUUCUUAUUCCUAGUCUUACUGCGAGACUCGGAUGAUUUAUGUUCAAUAGAUGAUCUUAUCUUUGAAAACAUUGUUGAAUGUUUGGGUCUAGAAGAAAAGCUUUCCGAAGAUGUCCUGCUUAAAAUUUUGAAAAAUGAGAAAUGCCUAGUAAUACUAGAUGGACUAGAUGAAUGGACUCACCCAGACAAGAAAUGUUACAAAAAGCCACGAUCGAUCCCCCAUAGGAAGGACCGGGAAAAGUGUACAAUACUGACAACCACGCGACCAUGGAAAAUAGGUGUUUUGAAUCUAAAUUCGAGUCAAUUAGGAAAAAAGGUAGAACUUACAAAACUAAGCUACAUCUCGGCAAUGACACUUUCAAAAAGGAUAAUUCAAAGAUUGAAGUUUCACCCGAAUAAUGAUGCAUUACAAAAUGACGUCAAAAAGUUCAUAGAAGCAAUCAGAAAGAGAGAAAACGCCGAACUUGCUUAUGUACCUCUACUGUUAAUAUAUACAACUUGUUUAUGGUGCGAAGGUGUUCAAAUAGAAAAUUUCAAAUGUGAUCUCUAUAUAAAUAUAGUCGAGCUUUUGUUAUCGAGAACAACUAAGAUCCACGGGGAGCUGAAACUAUUGCGGAAGCUUUCUUCCAGUGACAUCCCAGAAUGCUUUGCUAAAUAUGAUAACUGUACGAAAUACUACCCACUCCUUAUGUACUUAGGAAAAUUAGCUUAUUGUACAUUAUUCAAUGAAACAAAAGAAAACACCCUAGUAUUUGAUGGAUCAAUUGCUGAAAAAUAUCUCACAAAAAACGAGAUGACAUUCGCUCUUCAAUCUGGAAUGUUGUCAGAAAGUACAUCUAAAUCAGCAAGGGAAAUGUUAAGUAAAGUAUCGUUUUCCCACAAAACAGUUCAAGAAUUCUUUGCCGCCAUAUUUAUAAGUUCUCAUAGUGACGAACAGAAAAAUGUUGUAGAAAAAUGUAGACAUGUUCAAGACAUUCUGGAUAUGUCAAAAAUUUAUGAAUUUAUGAGUAGAUUGAAUGCUGACAGUAUAUGUGCAAUAUCAAAUGAUUUGAUGUUUGUGAUAAAUGAAGACGAGACAACACGCAACUAUAGAACUGACACAGAUGACACGCAAAAAGGUUUCGGUAGUCCAUUGUAUCACAUACAGGAAAUGUUCAUGUCGUGUUUACAAGAAAUGCCUGAAAUCAAACAUAUUCAUUUAUGUUUACAAGAUUUUUUCAUUGACCACUUAACCGUGCAUAGUAAGCAGUUACAACAUUUGUUAAAACAAAACAAAACCAACAUAAAAUCACUUGAUAUUAACACUAUGUUUCCUUCCACCCGUUUAAGUGAAAGUAUAGAUUUAUUCUCUCUCAAAGAUCUCGGUAAUAUACAGAAACUUUGUUAUAGAAGUAACGGGCAAAAGGUGGCUUGGAUAAAUCUGUUAUUGUUUCCAAGUUUACAGAACGUUACUUUGUUAACGGGUAAAUGGACAAAUGAUGAAAUUGAAAAUUUUGUGCGAUUACAAGACUUGCAAUAUUUAAAUAUUAGCCUUUUCAAGUUAACUCACAAAAUGCUGGAAACAAUUUUAAAUUUUAUCGCCGGUCAAAAAUCAAUGAAAGAGAUAACAUUGAGCGGGGUAACCUGUAAAGAACACCACUCCGGUUGUAUGAGGUUGAACAUGGACUUUUCGCAACAUUCAACUCUAAGAAAGUUAUGCUUUGGGGCGAUGUGUGGGAUACAAUUAAAUAUAACAACACCGUCAUUAGUUGAUGUUGAAUUAGGGGGAAUGAUUCUAGAUGAAAGUUCAUGGUUACUGUCACGUGACAUGUUGAAUAUUGAACGUGUGGAGUUGUUGUCGAUAGCAUUGCCUCCAGGAAGAUUACAGAACGAUAUUAACCUGCUGGAAAAUCUGCCGAAGUCAGUCACAGUAAAUCUGGUACAGGUGUACCCAGAAAUAGAAUAUGCAUUUGUUAUAGAACACAUUCGGAGGUCAAAAGCUUUUCACGUGAUACAAGAGGACUGGCGUGGGUUUAAGUUCAAAACAAAAAAAUAGACCAGCAAAAUAUUUGUUAAAUAAGCCGAAGAUUUUUUUUAAUACUAAAAAAAUGUAAACGGACAGUGAAAAAAUAAUGGCACUUUGAAUUAUUUUUUAGUUUUAAUUAGGACAUACUUGUACUCCCGUUUUCAGAUAAAUUAUUUGACAAUUGUUUUAUAAAUAAAAACAUUUAAAUGAUAGACAUAAUUCAAGGAAGGUUUUAUGGAACUCAAUGAAUAUAAAAUUUUGAUAAGGAUAUGGAAUGUUUCACAGGUAAGAGACUUUAUAUUGAGUUUUUAUUGCAACCAGUCAAACUCUCACACACACAUAGUUUUUUCUGAAUAUUGUGUCCAGCAUUAUUUGCAACCCAAUGAAAACGAUGUAUUUCUAAUUAAAAAUGUGUGAUGAUUUUCAUAAAGAAAAAAAAGUCAAUAAUAUAUCAAACUCCGUUCAUAUUAGCCUUCUAUUUUUCAUAGUGCUUCAUAGAACCGCGUUCCGAAAAUAGUUGUCUCGGUAAAAAGUGAAUAUUAUUGAAGCUAAAUAAAGCUUGACCCUAACUAUGUUAGUAUUCAUAGCUGUUCUACAGAAAUUAGAAACAUUCUCCAGUCGCUAUUUCUCGCGUCGAAGUAGCUUAAUUCUGUAGAGUAGCACGGAUGAACACUAACAUAUACAUAGUAAUUGUAGGUAAAAUAAGCUAUAUAUUUGUUUUUCAAUAAAAAAAAUGAUUCGAUAAACAUUACAUAAGUGUGUGUGUGGGGGGAGGGGGAAGGGGGGUGCGUGCGUGUGUGUGUCUGACUGUCUGUCUAUGUGUUGUUGCUGUUUUUUCUCAACGGGUUAUUUUUUCCUUAUUCUCGAAAUUUAAUGGUAUCAAUUGCUGUAGUAACAUCUUAUUUGUCCUUUUUACAAUCAGCCUUAAAUUAAGUAUAAUUUUGCAUUUAGAAAAUAUAAUUUGUUACCUGCUUCAUGAAAUAUAUUUAGUUGAAUUCGUUUUUUUUUCUUUUUAUCAAAUCAUAGCAAAUUAAAGACGGCAUAUUUCUUAACUUUUGUAUUAUGUUUCGUUUGGUGAAAAAUUUGAGUAUCAUAAUAAUAAGAUAUGUGCGAUUUUACCUUACCUACACAUAGCGCUCACCUGAACCAUUAGGGUGUUAUCUUAGAUAUUUUGCUUGUAGCGUUGUAAAGAGGACCUCUACAUACCAAGUAUAUUCAAGUUAAAGCCCAGGGUCAUUAAUUGAUAGAAUUUAUAGCAAAUUCCGACUUUCUUUGGCAACUAGUGACGUUCAUGGCGACCUGUGACACUCAAAACAACGGUUACCAUUGACGUUUUAUAGCAAACAGUGACUUACAUACUUAUCGGUUUUUAUCCAUUCAACUUUCUUGUAACUUUUUAAUUUUCAAGUGACUUUAAAUAGCAACCAGUGAUUCAAUUGCAACUACGUACAUUCAUUAUAACCGUUGAUUUUACCUAGCAAUUUGUUAGUUCAAUUGUCUUUACUUUGCAACGACUUUCCUUAGCAACUAGCGGCUUCAAAAGCUAGCAUUGAUUUUGUUAUGGUAUUCGUUUUGGUUAAUUAUGUUGUGCACUUUUGUACUGUACUGAGUCUGUACUCUUUUUAAAUUACAUGGUUAUAGAAUUAUCAUCUAAAAGUUAAUGGAUUAAAAUAACUACAUGCCAUUACAAUACCGUAAAACAAGUCGAGGCAAAACAACAGUGUUUCUUUGUUGCUAUAUAUCCGUGAAGGCAAUUAUGCAAGCACUCGGCCAUUUUCAUUAUAAUACAUUGCAAAAUAAUGAAAGCAUAUUUAAAACAGUGACAUCAGUAGGAAUCAAACCAAACACUUUCAUGAACAUUAUAUCACAAUGUCACUAAACUGACUUUGCUAUUACAGAUGUGACGACGCCAAUACAUUUAGCUAAUUUGACCUACUAAACAUUAGUUUUAUACCCCAUACUAAUUCUCGUAAACUACACGGACUUAACAGACAUGGGAUUGAGUAUUUAAAUGAGUGCUAUAAUAUAUCCAUAUUUGACAGGGCAGUGCAAUCAGGCUGUAGUAUAAUCUAUUGUCUACACUGCAACGCAACUUUAUCUUUUAAUUCGCUUAUUUGUCACUGUUCAGCGUUUUCCAGCAAUCAACUUCAGUAAAUUUACAGUGACUGUGAUGACAAUUAAUAUUCAAUAUAAAGACUUCAAUCCCGGUAAUUGGCGAAACAGAAAUACAGCCGGAAGAAAAUUGUUUACAGAUGUUGCAUCACCAAUACUUUGUAUAAUCUCCUUGCACCUGGCUUAAACGAAAACAGACCAACAAACGUUUGUAUCGGUUGUACCAUAUACAUUUCUUUUUGAUGAGAAGUUACUUUAACCAAGAGCACUUAAUAACUGUCACUAUUUGAGAAUUCCUUAAAAGUAUUACUUGAAUGUUUGAAUGACACUCAUAACUUAAAACCGUGUUGUUUUUUUUCUCAUGACAUGACUGGGAAAUUUUCAAGACUAAUGCGCCAUUUGACGAAUAAAAAGAUAAAUAAAUUGCAUGCAAAAUUUCAAACAUUUUGCUUAUUCCGUUUGUUUUUUAGGUGAUCUACGUAAGAAAUUUAAGAUUUGUGUGUUUUAAGCUUUUUGACCUCGGUGGAGUUUCUUCAGGAAAUAAAAAUGAGUUUUUUUUGUACGGAAAUCGAAUUUUAUUAAAGGAAGUCUGAAUAAAUAACUUUUAUUAUUUAUCAAUUCGUCUUCUUUAUAAGUUUUUAUUAUCUUAUUUAAGUAGAUAUGCAUGUAUAACUCUCUUGUGAAAAAUAAAGACACAUAUAAUUAGGAUUAUUGGAAAUACAGAGAAGGGCUAAUGCUGAUAUCACAUAAAUCGUUCACGUCCAAUAUUUUUCAGAAAAUUGCAACAUUGAAGAAAUUCAGCGCUACACAAUGUUAAUAAUCCGCACUCUGUCACCAGACUAACGUUUUCUUUUUGUAUCUUGAUUGACGUAAUUGAUACAUGGAAUAUGCUCCAUAACUCCCUUCAUUGUAUUGUAAACAACUUUCAAUAAGCUUGAGGCGUUCCAGCGGGGUCAAAUGAGGUUAAACACUAAGUCAGUUAGUUUUACUAAAGUGGAAAAAUUAACAAUUAAGUACCCACGGUCGCGUCCCUUUUGGUUUUAAAUUGUUAAUAUUUACUAAAUUAACACUAACAUGUGCAUAGCAGUUUAAUGCUUUGAAGCCUUGAAUUCCCGGAUAAAAGUUUUAUUUUAAUUAUAGUUUUUUUUCUUUAAAUUAUCUGCACAAACCAUUCCAGUUUGAUUAAAAGAAUAAAACAAAAUGUACAUAUUUACAAAUAUAAUUUUACGUGAAAAAGAUGUGCCUUUAAGAUAGAUAGAUUAAGAUGUAUAUAGAUCUAAAUUUUUGAGUAACUGUACAGAAUAUCUUAUUUGUCAAAUUAUUGUGUUUUUUGGCACAGAUAAUUACAUGUAUUUUUGUGACCUUUGUAUAUAUUAUAUAGGAAAGUUACAUAUAUUCAGGUAACAUAGCAUACAAGAAUACAUUCAGAAGGAUGAAAGUUGAUCCAUUUAUACAUAAUAUAUACAUUUCAUAUUUUUUAUCAUCUUUGUUUCUGUUUGAAGUAAUGCAUACUUCGGUAUGAUGUUGGUUUAUAUUAAUAUUAUGUUGCAAAAUGACUAUUUUGUUAUUUCUAUAGCAUCACAAACUGGUGAACUUAAUUGACUUUUUGUAAAUUUGUUACGUAAAAUGUAUGUAACAUCUGUUAUAUGUAAGACUGAAUACACAAGCGUCACAACACUUUAUGGGUGGCGUUUAGACUACCCUUGUCCGUUUGUCGGUCCGGACGAGCAUUCACUUUGGGUUACGGGGCUAUAUAACGUUAAGGAUAACAAAAGAGCUAUGUGCUAGUAGACCUUAAGCAGACCUUAAGAAAAUAACAACGAAAAUUACCCCUAAUCACAAAAUGUUCGAAUGUCGGUCCUUCCGUCCGUUCUCCAUGUUGUGUCGCAUGUAAUUCAAAAAGUAUUUGACUAGAGUCAUGAAACUUACAGGAAUGUUGUUCAACGUGUGACGUUGUAAACCUGGGGUUUCAAAUUAGGUCGUGUGUAACUCAAUAUGUAUUUGACCUCAAGUUAUGAAACUUUGGUUGGCAUGUGUAUUUGUGCACCUAGGGUUCGAAUGUGAAUUUUGUCAGUGUAAAGUGUAAUUGCCAUUGACUAAGUAAAAACUGUUCCAUUAUGUUGUGUUAUGUGUUUCUUGAUCGGUAAGUUAGAAUCAACCAUAUUUACAGGAAAAAAGAUCACCAUCACUGUGAAACUGUGCACCUAGGGUUUUGCAUGUUUUACAAGAAUGAAAGUUUACAAUAAUGAUAGUCAGCAUGUGCACCUAUGCACCUUUGUGUUUGCUUGUGGAUUUAUUCAGUAUUUAUAAAAUUCGUUCUGUUGACUUAGUUAAACAUUUUUUAUUUUUUAACUUGUGUCAAGUGUCGCCCAAAAAUAUUCGAACCAGACUCAUAAAAUUGACAAAACAUUACCGUGUAUGGCCACGCGUGUCCUGUGGACACAUUUCUAGUUUUUGUUAUGCUUGAAACACAUGGUGCGUCUUUUAAUAAUAAGAAACCUUUUUAUUUUUGCGGGUUUGCAUUUAAGCGAAGAAUAUAUUGUUAAAAGAAAUAAUGAUAAAUCAUAUUUUUUUUUUUUAUAUUAUUUGAAUUUCAUUUUCAUAAUGAUUUAGUAUAGAGAACAUGUAUCUUCUGUUUAUUUAGUUCCCAUGAAACCAUGGUGCUAGUGAUAGUUUUUAUGAUUUUGGCUGUCCCUCGUCUUUCUGUGUUAUUUUAUAACUUUAUUUAACCCUGAAACCAUUUGGGCAGAUCUGAGAAUCUUUGCGUAGGCUAUUCCUUGCAUUAAGAUCAUUAAAGUUUGAAGAAUUUCUCUGAGGCAAGCGCAAGUCCUAGAGUUUAGACAUUUGGUUUGUAGCGUUUUAUAACAAACUUUAACAAAUUUGUUCAUAUCAAGCUGUUGAGUCAGAUUUGUCCCUAUCCCGGGGUUUUAUUAUAUAUAGCCAGAGUUUCAGACUGUCGAUUUCAAUCUGCCUUUGUUCUGCAAGAUACUAUAAAAAAAAACUAACGAGUACGAAUAAGCGCUAAUGAUUUGAAUGAGCAAAGAAAUCUACAAACGCCUGAAAUACAAUCUUAUUUAUAUAGAAAAAUCUUUCAAAAUUGUUAAAGGUCAAUGCUCAGAAGCGUGCAGCGAUAAUAAACCAGAGUUUCUUAUAACUAAUUUUAGGUGGACAGUUUUUUUUAACAAAAUUUAAUAAAAGAAAAAAAAUGUUAUUAUAAUUAUAACGAUAAUACUGUAAGUACUGACUUUUACAAUUUUCGAUGUUAAAACAUAUUUUAUUAUUUUGUGAAUUUAUGUUGACAGCUUUUUUGAUAUCAUAUUCAAUAUAUUUAAUAAAAUUGAAAUUAUGAAACAACAUCGAUUUUUAUUUUCAGUUGUUAUAUACGUUAAUUUGUAACGUUGUAAGGUGCCCUUAGGAUCUGUAGCUGUUCCUCCUGUGGCAAAGAUCAUAAUGUGGUACCACUACUGGGUAGUCCAACAAAAGAUCAAAUUCUACAAAUGUUUACACAAUUGACUAAAUGUACACUGUAUUUUCAGAAGUAUUUGAAGUUGUAAAAAAGCAAAGUGGUGAACAGAAUAUGUUUGAAUUACUUAUUGAUGAAGGUUCAAUAUAUAUUAAAAAAGGUCAACAAUGAUAGAAACAUAUUGACUUAUGAGAUCUUUAAAUAUGAGCCAAUCAAACUCUGCCGAUUAUUAAAGUACCUACACAAAAACUGACCGUAUAAUAAAUGUACCUAUAUAUAAAAGAAAGGUAAGAUUGCCGCAAUAUGAAGGCACCAGUAUCAGUGUAGCAAUACCACGUGACCGUGACGUCAUUUUUGACAUCAUUUCCAAGAGAAAACCUGCACGCUUCAAAGGGGAAAAUGGUCUUAAGUAUUUUAUUUCUACACCAAUUUCUAUGGAAUAUGCGCCAGUCUACGAGGAAAAAUAUUAGCUUUCCGCGGAAUAUUAGAUGUCAAUUUGUAGAAGAGCCAUUUAAUCAAACACAAUUUAUAACCUUGGAAGUUGUUUGUAUACGAGCGGACUGCAGUUGCAAUACCGGGAAUAUCAAAGGCAAAAUCUUGCAUUAAUAUUUCUAUUUUGUUACAAUUUAUGGCGUAAAUCUUACCUUUUCUCAAAUUGUAAAUUCUGGCACCAGUUAAAAGCCAAAAUAAACGGACUACAGUUUAAAGCAGUUUUCAGAAUUAACUGAAAAUUCCAAGCAGCAUCUUUUUCUAUAAUUGUGUUAGCUACGGAAGCUAAAUUCAAUUCUGAUCAUAUGGUUAAGUGUAUAUAAUAUGAAUUUCUUGAUAUGUGCUUAUAAAUCUUAAUUUAUUUUACAAUUUAUUAAGUAGCAAGCUCGUUUAGGAUGUGAGAGGUAUGAGGUUCAAAUCCCAGUCAAGGGACUAUUUGAAGUGUCGUUUUAGUGUGUUUUAUAUUUUUAAACUUGGUUACUUACAUAAUAAGAUAUUUCUUUAUUUAAGCUUAUUGAAUUUCCUACAUACGAGCACUGGUUUUACUUGCUGGAAAAAUAUGUCGUUUUUAACCAUGUGAACAGGGGAGUUUCUUUGACGCUCAUGCAUUUAUCUAAGACCGAGAAAACGUUAAACACAUUGAAUACUCGUUACUUAUAGUCACUCGGUACAAUGUAUAACUCCAAAAUAAAAACAAAGACAUAGAUAAUAGACAUAGACAUUUUUCAUAUGCAAAAAUAAUUCUUCUGAAUAUGACAGGGUGAUUUAAAUUUGAGCAAAACUUGAAAGAUGGUAAGUGGCACUAAAAUAAAAAUAGCAAUAAAAAUCGGAUAAUGAAAUUCUUAUAGGUGACCAUUAGGGUCCGUAACCCUUAAUACAAUUUUUCUUAUACAGGUUAAUAGUUUGCAUGUUCCCUCUUUAUCUUCCAUUAUUACUUAAAAUAUUAUAUUAUUCCUUAAAUAUUUUAUCUAUUAUCUAUUUUACAUUGUCUCUCUCUCCAUCCGUCCCUCAUUCUCUCUCUCUCAAACAAAACCCCUGAGUGGACACAAGGGCGGCAAAAGGAGAGGGACAUGUAAUAUGUGAAAUAAUAUAAACUAAAACGGACUCAUAUGGGAAUCAAAUGAAUAAGGCCGCUAUUCCAUUUAUACGUGAUCAGUGGUCCGCGUCCGUCAUCCGCGUCCGGAAAUGAUUCGCUAAUCAAAGAAUACGUUGAACCUAUUCCUUUUGUCCAUUUACCAUCCGCUUCCGCGACGGCAUCAGCGACGUUUCGCGGGAUGAGCGAAUUUUUACGGACGCGGACAGUCACCGGAGAGAUCCCGACAGGACAAGAUGCCACGAACGAAGAUAAAUGCCAUGUUAAUUUCGAAAAAUAAUACAGAAAAGCUCAUCGAAAUAGUGCGAGAGAUGAUGCAUCUCUAUCAGACUAUAAAGACACGCUGGUGAUAAAAAACAUAUGGUCUUCGGUAGCAAAAGAGAUGAAAAUCCAAGACUUAACUGGUAUUUAAUGUUUGUUUCUUGAUGGUACAAUUAUUGUUCAUUUUAUACAAGACAUUUUCUUAGUUUUCUAUGUUACAAUUAAAGAUUUGCAUAGUUAUCUGUUGCAUAAAUCAAUAAAGUUUAUUAUUCAGAGUGACA
This is a messenger RNA of Ruditapes philippinarum (Manila clam), 13547 nucleotides long. RefSeq lists its product as uncharacterized. NCBI's taxonomy places the organism in Eukaryota, Metazoa, Mollusca, Bivalvia, Venerida, Veneridae. The transcript is spliced from 7 exons. The record is from RefSeq and is a predicted model, not a curated record. The coding region runs from base 14 to 5878 and encodes 1954 amino acids.